This is a messenger RNA of Neoarius graeffei (lesser salmon catfish), 3213 nucleotides long. RefSeq names its product erythrocyte membrane protein band 4.1 like 4A (gene epb41l4a). The record is from RefSeq and is a predicted model, not a curated record. Bases 578 to 2635 code for a protein of 685 amino acids. Gene Ontology annotation, cellular component: cytoskeleton. NCBI's taxonomy places the organism in Eukaryota, Metazoa, Chordata, Actinopteri, Siluriformes, Ariidae. The transcript is spliced from 23 exons.
GGAAUCCAGCCGCGGCCGGCCGGGGAGCUCCUUGGCAACGGGGCGCUGGAGGAGUGAAUUUACGCGCACCUUCAGUUUCAAGUCGGUGCAGAAUUUUGUUGACAGGAAAUAUCAUCUUUAAAAUCUUCGGAUGAAAAUAACAAUAAACGACCAUUUAAAAGAAAAAUAAUAAUUUAAAAAAAUAAUAAUGACUCUGAGGACCCGGGAGCAGAAAUUCCCCUGAGCCGCUCUCACACACACAGAGCUCGCGCGAGGGUCGGCAAGUGUUCGCGCGAGCGGUCAGAAAGAUGCUGAGGAGAUGCUAACUGUUAGCUAGAGUUUUCACCCUUCCUUUCUUUCCUUUUUUUGUUUGUUUUAAAGACAUAAUAUUUGAAAUAAUAUUUAUUUUUGUUCUUCGGGAUACUUAACAAAAGAGUCGUGUGAACAAAGUAACUCAGGUCGGGGUUUUUUUCUUUCUUUUUCUGGACACAGGAAUUCACCUCAGCACCAUGACGAGGAGCUUAAAGACAAACUGAGCACUUUUUUCUUUUUCUUUCUUUCUUUCUUCAAGAAAAAAAAUUUUAUUUUCAGUGCAAAUAUGAGCUGUUUCUGCUCCACUCAAGAGGAAUUCUACUGCGAGGUGCUGCUUCUGGAUGAGACGAAGCUCAUUUUAACCACCCAGCAUCAGGGCAUUAAGAAAUCCACCAGGGGCUCCGUGGUGCUGGAUUACGUGUUCAGCCAUGUCAACCUGUUAGAAAGCGACUACUUCGGCCUGCGCUACUGCGACCGCAGCCAUCAGACAUAUUGGCUAGAUCCGGCAAAAACCCUGGCAGAACAUAAAGACCUUAUAGCUACCGGCCCACCAUACACGGUGUAUUUCGGCGUUAAAUUUUAUGCCGAGGACCCCUGUAAACUAAAGGAGGAAAUUACAAGGUACCAGUUCUUCCUUCAGAUAAAGCAGGAUGUGCUUCAAGGAAGACUUCCAUGCCCCUUCAGUGUCAGUGCACAGAUGGCAGCUCUGGCAAUCCAGUCUGAGCUCGGAGAUUAUGACCCGUACAAGCACAUGCCAGGCUACGUGUCGGAGUAUCGCUUUGUUCCAGACCAGAAAGAAGACCUGGAGAACACUACUGAGCAGAUUCACAAAACACUAAUGGGUCAGACGCCUUCCGAAGCCGAGAUGAAUUAUUUAAGCAUGGCCAAAACACUGGAGAUGUAUGGGGUGGACCUUCAUCCUGUGUUCGGGGAAAAGCAGUCUGAAUAUUUCCUGGGUUUGACGCCAGUCGGAGUUGUAGUUUACAAAAAUAAAACCCAAGUUGGGAAGUAUUUCUGGCCAAGAAUUACGAAAGUAUUUUUCAAAGAAACACAGUUUGAGCUGCGCGUUCUGGGGAAAGAUUGCAACGAGACAUCAUUCUUCUUCGAAGCUCCCAGCAAAGCGUCAUGUAAAAACCUUUGGAAGUGUUGUGUGGAACACCACACCUUCUUCAGAAUGCCGGAAAAUGAAGUCAACACACUGUCAAGCAAGCUGUCCAAAUUCAGCUCUCUGGGCUCCAAACAUCGUUACAGUGUUAUUUUUCAUAGUGGGAAAACCGCCAUGCAGAUGGGAAAAGAUCAGUGUAUCGGUUUGCCCAGGCCGAAUCUGGAGGUGGUACGCACACGCAGUAAGACUUACCCAAAGAGGAGCACCCAGCCCACAAGCUUGAACAAUGGGAGCCGAUCAGUCACAAAGGCAGGAAAUUCCCUGGGUGAAGGCCAGGCUAAAGCCAGCACGCUCUCACCAGCUAAGAGCCCCAAAGUGUCCAAGACGGAGAGUAUUUCAGAGGAUCAGCCAAGCAAGCACACGGCCCCUUGGGAUGAGAACGCACCACAGAGCGGGCUGUACAACUCGGCCAGCGAGCGAAACAAAUCCCCCAAAUUCCCGAACACACGCAGACGUUCACCCUCAGGAGGCAGCGAGAACGAGGUUAUGAACUCCUCGAAGCACAGGUACAGCAGGAAAGGCCCAUGCAGUGAGGAGCCAUCCAGCAAACAGCACCGGAGGAGGUCACGUUCCCGUGGCAACACAAGCAGCGGCAGUGAGUCAGAGAAUUCCAACAGAGAGCAUCGUAAAAAGAGGAACCGGUCCCGGCAGGAGAACGAGAUGGUGGAUUCUGGGCCACAGUGGGAGGCUGUGCUUCGCAGGCAAAAGGAGAAAAACCUGAAUGAUCCCAACCAUCGGCGCUCGCGCCAUCGCUCUCGAUCGAGAAGUCCGGAUGUUCAAGCGAAAGAGCAGUUGUGGAAGCAUAUUCAGAAGGAGUUGGUGGAUCCAUCCGGCCUGACAGAGGAACAGCUGAAGGAGAUUCCUUAUAAGAAAGUAGAAACUCAAGGUGACCCGAUCCGUAUCCGGCACUCUCACUCUCCUCGGAGCUACCGACAGUACCGGCGCUCACACUGCUCCGAUGGAGAGAGGUCUGUCCUCUCAGAGGUCAACUCCCGGACUGAUCUGGUGCCUCCACUUCCUGUUACACGCACUGUAGACAUGACAGGGUCCAGUACUGCCACCUCACAGAAGAAGAAUGGAUCCAAAGACAACCUGUCUGAGAGCUCUGGACAGGAGACAAAAAGCAGCAUCAAGGUGGCAAAAACUUCACACAACUCUCGGACAAAACACGAAACGUGACCGCUUUCAGGAUUUUCACCCUGAAAGGUUAGGAGAGGGUAAUGGACAAUAAACAGUACUGAGACCUGGAAGUAUUCAACACCAAUAGAUAGAAAUUUCCAGACAGACAUGGAGCUCUUAUCUAAAAGAAUUUGAGAUGGCUGUAUCCAUGCCAUAAGCUUGUCUGAUAAAUAAAUUGGUGUUCAUUUAAAGAAAGGCAUUUUAUACUUAAUUGAACAAACAUGAUCAUUCCAAGCACACAAGUGUUUUUAAAAACCACUCAUUCUGUUCUGACAAUCAAGUGAAGGAUAACAAAUCAUUUAGAUAGCAAACACUGCACAGGCUUUAAGGUGUUACACUAAACACUGGGUUUGACAUUUUAUACAGUAUUAAAUUUUCUUGAACUCGUUAUCGUACAUGUGGAUAUUAUCAUGCAAAGAAAUUGUAUUUGUGUUCUCUGAUAAUAGACUAAAUCCUGUAAGAAACUGUUGCUGCUGUAGCUCUUUGCAUUGUCUUUCUCUGCUGUUAGGAAAUACACUGAACACGGUUAACUGUAGCUGAGCUGGAGACUCAAUAAAAUAAAUUCUUGUCAAUGGCAA